GAUGUACAACGGGAUAUUCGGUAUGGCGGGAUAUGGGAUGGGAUUGGAUUUCGGAAAGGGGGGUGGGGGAGCAAUUAUCGAUUAUUAUCAUCUAUUCUUUUUGAAUUUCAUACGUUUCCUUGCUCUCUCCUUCUUUUUCUUCUUUGUUUUAGGGAUCAAUAAUAAUAAUCUUUUACUAUUUUCCCUUUUUCUACUUUUCUCUUUUCUUUUCUUUUUCUUUUUCUUUUUUCUUCUUCUCAUAAUAACUAGAUAA
This is a messenger RNA of Periconia digitata, 253 nucleotides long. NCBI's taxonomy places the organism in Eukaryota, Fungi, Ascomycota, Dothideomycetes, Pleosporales, Periconiaceae. The record is from the annotation of a GenBank genome assembly.